AUGUCUGCCCCUUCUACCUCAACCCUGGGUGAUGCAUCCUCCUCUUCCACGACCUCUACAACUACUAUUGGUUCAUCUACCAUCGCCACAACUAUACCAGCCCAUAGCUCUGGCUGGACUGCAAAUCAUCUGUAUCUUAAAUUAGGGCACUUGAUUCCAGAUGGUGCUGUAGAUGGUAUCAGUCAGAUAGCAACAAGGAUUGAAUGCGCCGUCAGGUGUUCAUUGGUGACCUGCCAAGUGUUCACCGUCGAGCCAAUCGCCCCAACUGGCUUCCUCUGCACCACCUUCACCGGCGUCCACUCCCUCGGCUGGAGCAGUGGCACGGCCAGCUUGGCUUAUUUCGAUGAGAGUCAAGCUUUUGCGCUUCAUGGCAACGAAACAUGCCUUCACGAGGCGGUGACGAUGGCGGGCGUGUUGAGGGUGAGCCCGACGCACGACGAGGACUGCGAGUGGGAGAUGGCUGUCAGCGAGGGCGGGAAGGUCGUCCUCGUGUGGGUCGACUUUGAUACUGAAAAAGGGUGGGACUUCGUUAGCAUCUCUGAUCCUUGCGUUACUCCACUGUCCUGGAUCCACUACACAGGGACCGUCCUCCCGCCGCCGUUCACCUCCUCCUGCGACAGGAUUCGGCUCCGACUGCGCACAGAUAGAUCCGGUGCCUCGAAGGGUUUUGUCGCCGCGCUCUCCGAGUCACGUUUCAAUGCGAAAUGA
Messenger RNA from Penaeus chinensis, 708 nucleotides. RefSeq lists its product as uncharacterized. Bases 1 to 708 code for a protein of 235 amino acids. The record is from RefSeq and is a predicted model, not a curated record. The transcript has 5 exons. NCBI's taxonomy places the organism in Eukaryota, Metazoa, Arthropoda, Malacostraca, Decapoda, Penaeidae.